AUGUCCGGCGGGUCCAAUGACGGUCCCCAAGCAGGCAAUCCGGCCUCUGCAGAACAGCAUCCUGAGGCUACCGCUGGCCAAGGCGAUGACAAUGCCAAUGUGAAUGGUUCUGAGCUUCCUAUAAGAGGCCCGACGCCCGGUAAUGACCAUGCCAGGCAAAAUGAAUCUGCGGAUCAUGAGGGAGAGAAGGAACGGAACCCAUCUCAGGAUGAAGGUCAUAACCAAGACCACGGCCAAAGUCCUGGUCAAGAACAGAAUGAGGACCAAGACCAGGACCAGAGACAUACAACCGGCCCAGUGCAACAGAUCACCGGUCUGAAGCACAAGGUCACUGACAAGAAGGACAAACUUAAGACAAAGACUCAUCCUCCAGGCGGUUUUGACGACACUCCCCUGCCGGACGCCCCGCCCGGCUACACCGUCAAGUUCACGUUUCACAAGGCCACCAACUUGCCCGCUGCGGACAUUGGCAGCGCGUCUUCUGAUCCUUUCAUCCACGCAACCCUAACUACGGCAGCCCCAAAACGGCACAAGGAAGACCCCGACCUCUCUCGGCGGACACGAACCCUCCGCAAGACGACCGAGCCCGCCUGGGAGGAGGAGUGGGUGGUAGCCAAUAUUCCAUCUUCUGGAUUCUCGCUCAAGUGCCGCCUGUAUGAUGAGGACUAUCAAGACCAUGACGACAGACUCGGCAACGUGACCGUAAAAGUGCAUCACAUUGAUGAGAAUUGGAAGGGAUUUGGCCCCGAAGGCCAGUGGUUUGAUGUGAAGAAGCGCAUGGGUAGUAAGCGUGCUUACUUCUUCAAGGCCAUCACCAGUGGCGUAGACAGGAAGGUUUCCAUGACCCCACGACUACUCAUUGGUGUCGAAGUGCUUGGUCGUUCAGAGGGCAAGGGGUCACAAGUAUAUACUAUGGCCCCUACCUUUUGGGUUAAACACUACAGUCCCAUGAUUGGCCGCUUGACAGGCAUCAAGGUGAAUAAAGACGACAACAGAGAUGGGGGCCACUCUGAGGAUCCCGAAGACAAGCAGACCAAGAAAUAUGACUUUCAAGCAAACGAGAUACAGCUAUCUGGGCCUAUUCCCGAGAAGCUAUAUCAUAGAUACGUUGAGUUCCGGCCGGUCAUUGGUAUGAUGUUCUCCAGCCAUGGCCUACGAGGCAAGAUCCUGAAUAAGGCCCUACACAAGCAACAUCGGCGGGUCUACAAUUAUGACUCAACGACACAACACGGGACAUUCAAACCGCGUUCCGAAGAGGCAUCGCUACAGUUUCUCAAAAUGGCCCAUUUUGACGAAGGUGGAAGAAUAUUCACCUAUGUGUUGACAUUGGACGGCCUUCUGCGCUUCACUGAGACUGGCAAGGAGUUCGGGAUUGACCUAUUGUCAAAACAUACAAUGCACUCUGAUGUUGCUACUUAUAUCGCCUGCUCUGGAGAAUUCUUUAUAAGACGGCUGGCCAAACCCACUUCUUCCGAAGAUCCCAAGCCUAAGGAGGGCACGCAUCCUGACAAGGAACUUCCUGGCGGCCCACCGGAAGAGCCACCGCCUUCAAAUCCGAAAUACUACCAGCUUAUCAUCGACAAUGAUAGCGGAACAUACCGUCCUGACAAGUCUAUUCUUCCAGAUCUGAGGUCAUUUCUAGAGCAGAACUUCCCCGGCCUGGGAGUUAUUGUCAUGCAUUGUGAAGACAAGGAACUUGCGAAACUGAAGGAAGGCCAGGUCAAGAUCAAGAAACAAGAGGGCAAGAUGGUCCACAUGGUACUCAACCGGAGUCCAAGCGCGAGCAGUUUCAGCAGUGAUGAUGAGAGUCGACUUGGAGAUAUUGAGGCCGCGACAGAUGAUGCAGUUCACAAGAGCAAGAAGGAGACUGCUUGGGAUAUGGUAGAAGAUCCUUCUAAGGUGAAGUCAUUGAAGAACAUUAUCAGUCCUAGCGCGGCGGGCGGUUCAGUAGGGGCGGAUAGCUAG
Messenger RNA from Phaeoacremonium minimum UCRPA7, 1965 nucleotides. RefSeq names its product putative c2 domain-containing protein. Gene Ontology annotation, biological process: positive regulation of gene expression. Lineage: Eukaryota; Fungi; Ascomycota; Sordariomycetes; Togniniales; Togniniaceae. The record is from RefSeq and is a predicted model, not a curated record. Bases 1 to 1965 code for a protein of 654 amino acids. The transcript has 2 exons.